This is a messenger RNA of Gracilinanus agilis (Agile Gracile Mouse Opossum), 3783 nucleotides long. Its product is annotated as DNA (cytosine-5)-methyltransferase 1-like. The record is from RefSeq and is a predicted model, not a curated record. Gene Ontology annotation, cellular component: nucleus. Bases 1 to 3783 code for a protein of 1260 amino acids. Gene Ontology annotation, molecular function: chromatin binding; DNA (cytosine-5-)-methyltransferase activity; DNA binding. The transcript is spliced from 26 exons. Lineage: Eukaryota; Metazoa; Chordata; Mammalia; Didelphimorphia; Didelphidae.
AUGACUUACACUUCGAGCUCCGAAGACGAGAAGGGACAAGAUGUUGUUCCUUCAUCUAAAUGUCCGCAGUGCCAGCAGUUUCUGGAUGAUCCUGAUCUAAAACAUUUCCUAGGAGAUCCGAAUGAUGCUAUGGAAGAGCCAGAAAUGUUGGCUGACAAACUGCUGUGCAUUUUUGAAGCCAACGAAAAAGGUUUUGAGAGCUACGACUAUUCUCCGCAGCAUAAAAUAACAUGCUUCAGUGUUUAUGACUCGAUGGGCCAUCUGUGCCCAUUUGAUACAGGCCUGGUUGAGAAGAAUGUUGAACUCUACUUCAGUGGAGUAGUGAAACCAAUCUACGAUGAAAACCCAGGCCCAGAGGGUGGUAUUAGAGCUAAAAAGCUUGGUCAUAUACAGGGAUGGUGGAUUACUGGUUAUGAAGGGGGAGAUAAAGCUUUCAUUGGCUUCACAACAGCUUUUGCUGACUAUAUUCUGGUAGAACCUAGUGAGGAAUAUGCUCCCAUUUUUGCGCUGAUGCAUGAGAAGAUGUACCUGAGUAAGACCGUUGUGGAAUUUUUACAGACAAAUACUGAUGCCACUUAUGAAGACCUCAUCCAUCAAAUAGAAUCAAGAAUUCCUCCUUCUGGCCUGAAUUUUAAGCGGUUCACAGAAGAUUCCCUCCUUCGUCAUUCCCAGUUUAUAGUUGAUCAAGUGCAAAGUUAUGAUGAAGCCCGAGACACUUAUGAGGAGUCUAUUAUCAUUGCCCCCUGCAUGAGAGAUGUGAUCAGCUUAGCUGGUGUUACCCUGGGACAAAGACGAGCUGCACGGCGACAAGCCAUGAAACAUACCAAAAAAGUGAAGGCUAAAGCACCAACUAAAGCCACCACUACCAAGCUCGUCUACCAGAUCUUUGAUUCGCUCUUCCCAGAGGAAAUUGAUAGGCAAGGAAAAGAAGAUAAGGAGAGCGCCAUGAGGCGUCGGCGCUGUGGUGUCUGUGAGGUUUGCCAACAGCCUGAGUGUGGAGCAUGUAAAGCCUGUAAAGAUAUGGUUAAAUUUGGGGGCAGUGGGCGCUCCAAGCAGGCUUGUCUACAGAGGAGGUGCCCAAAUUUAGCUGUGAAGGAAGCACAAGAGGAUGAAGAGUUUGAUGAGGAUAUUUCUGAAUCAGUAUCACCUAAGAAAAUCCUUGAAAAGAAGAAAAAGAAACGAAACAGGACUAAGAUCACCUGGGUUGGAUCUCCGAUCAAGGUAGAAGAAGAAAGAAAUUACUAUCAGAUGGUGUACAUUAAUAAUGAAAAAUACCAAGUAGGAGAUUGUGUAUCCAUCAGUCCUGAUGACCCCACUAAACCACUAUGGCUAGCUAGAAUUACAUCAUUAUGGGAAGAUAACAAUGUACAGAUGUUUCAUGCUCACUGGUUCUGUACUGGGAUAGAUACUGUCCUUGGGGCAACAUCAGAUCCUCUGGAGCUCUUCCUGGUAGAUGAGUGUGAAGAUAUGCAGCUCUCUUUCAUCCAUGGCAAAGUGAAUGUUAUUUAUAAAGCUCCCUCAGAAAACUGGUCCAUGGAGGGAGGGUCAGAUGUGGAGCUCAAAGUGAUUGAAGAUGAUGGCAAAACCUAUUUCUACCAGAUGUGGUAUGAUCCAGAGUUUGCAAGGUUUGAGACGCCUCCGCAGGUUGAACUUCCGAAGCUUGGCAAACACAAGUUCUGUUCAAGCUGUGUCCGUCGUUCUCAAAUGGAAGAGAUGAAUAUCCCCAAAGUGAUGGAGCCUUUGCAAGAGCUGGAAGAUAAGAUAAUCUAUGGCCUGGCAACAAAAAGUGGGGUGCAAUACAGGACAGGAGAUGGAGUUUUCUUAUUUCCCAGGGCUUUUGGAUUUAUCAUCAAGCCUCCAGUUUUAACCAGGAAGGCAAAAGAGGCAGUGAAUGAGGACCAAUACCCAGAAUACUAUCGGAAACACUCGGAUUACAUUAGAGGCAGCAACCAGGACGCUCCUGAGCCGUAUCGCAUUGGCCGCAUCAAAGAAAUAUUCUGUGACAAAGAAAGCAAUGGAGAAGACAUCAAACUCCGAAUUAACAAAUUCUAUCGACCAGAGAAUACUCACAAAUGUACGAUAAACAAGCAUUUUGAGGAUAUCAACCUAUUAUAUUGGAGUGAUGAAGAAGCCAUCGUGGAUUUUGCUGAUGUGCAAGGCCGCUGUGUUGUUCAAUAUUGGGACUGCAUGGCAGAACCUCGUGAGGAAUAUUCUCUUGGUGAUGUUGAACACUUUUAUUUCCAAGAGGCUUAUAAUGCAAAAACUAAAAGUUUUGAAGACCCCCCAAGUUAUGCCUGUGGUGAUAAAGACAAAAAAAGAGGCAAAGGUAAAAUCAGGGGGAAAUUUGUAUCAGAGCCAAGUGAGCAGGAAACAGUAAAAGUAAGUCUACCCAAGCUUCGCACUCUGGAUGUAUUCUCUGGCUGUGGAGGAUUGUCUGAAGGCUUUCAUCAAGCAGGAGUAUCUGAAACACUGUGGGCCAUUGAAAUGUGGGAUCCUGCAGCCCAGGCAUUCCUUCUGAAUAAUCCCGAAGCCACUGUGUUCAGAGAGGAUUGUAAUGUUCUCCUGAAACUGGUUAUGUCUGGGGAGAAGACCAACUCCUUGGGCCAGAAGCUGCCUCAGAAAGGAGAUGUAGAAAUGCUGUGCGGUGGCCCACCCUGUCAAGGAUUUAGUGGCAUGAACCGCUUCAACUCUUGUACUUAUUCCAAGUUCAAGAACUCCCUAGUUGUCUCCUUCCUCAGCUACUGUGAUUACUAUAGACCCAAGUUUUUCCUACUGGAGAAUGUAAGAAACUUUGUAUCAUUCAAACGUUCCAUGGUCCUGAAGCUGACUCUCCGAUGUCUGAUUCGAAUGGGAUAUCAGUGCACGUUUGGAGUAUUACAGGCUGGCCAUUAUGGCAUUGCUCAGACAAGAAGAAGGGCCAUCAUCCUGGCUGCAGCCCCAGGCGAGAAACUCCCCAAGUUUCCAGAGCCCCUGCAUGUAUUUGCACCCCGAACCUCCCAGCUCACUGUGGUGGUGGAUAACAAGAGAUUCGUUAGCAAUAUAACAAGGCAAUUUUCUGCUCCAUUUCGAACCAUUACUGUCUAUGAUGCAAUGUCAGACCUUCCAAAUAUCAACAAUGGUGCCUCAGUAGAAGAGAUGGCUUACAAGGGGGAGCCCAAGUGUUGGUUCCAGAGACAGAUAAGGAGCCCAAAAGAUCAGCUUAUCCUCAGGGACCACGUCUGUAAGGACAUGAAUGCUUUGGUAAUGGCUCGUAUAAAACUGAUCCCCCUGACACCUGGGUCAGAUUGGCGAGACCUUCCUAAUAUCCAAGUGCAUAUCGCAGAUGGGACUGUGACCAAGAAACUCCGCUAUAUCCAUCAUGAUAAGAAGAAUGGCCGCAGUAGUACUGGAGCCCUGAGAGGGGUCUGUGCCUGUGCAAAAGGUAAACAAUGCAAUCCUGCAGAUAGACAAUUCAACACCUUGAUUCCAUGGUGCCUGCCCCACACUGGGAACAGGCACAACCACUGGGCAGGGCUCUAUGGAAGGUUGGAAUGGGAUGGCUUCUUCGGCACCACAGUGACAGAUCCAGAACCCAUGGGCAAGCAGGGUCGAGUACUUCACCCAGAACAGCACCGAGUAGUGAGCGUACGGGAGUGUGCCCGGUCCCAAGGAUUCCCAGAUUCCUACAGAUUGUAUGGCACUACUUUAGAUAAACACAAACAGGUGGGUAAUGCAGUACCUCCACCCCUUGCCAAAGCCAUCGGCCUGCAGAUCAAGCUCUGUUUGUUGGCCAAACUGAAAUAG